Molecule: messenger RNA, 441 nt
Organism: Fusarium pseudograminearum CS3096
Lineage: Eukaryota; Fungi; Ascomycota; Sordariomycetes; Hypocreales; Nectriaceae
Exons: 3
Coding region: 1-441 (146 amino acids)
Source: RefSeq, a predicted model, not a curated record
AUGGUACUGAGUGACCCUAUCGCGCCGCUGCCGGAGUACCACUGGAACGCUAUAGUAGACAAGAACGAAUGGCUCGAAUUCGAGCAAGAGCCUAUCCGCCCAAUUUGCAAGUCCAGUUUCUGGCGUAUUCCGACUGUUCUGAAGCUAACUUGGGGAUUAGCAAAGCGCCGUCGAGAAGAGGAAGAGGAAGAGGAAGAGGAAGAAGAGGAUGAUGAAGAUGAGGAUGAUGAAGAUGAGAAGAUGACGAAGAAUGAGACGACGAUGACGACGACGACGGAUCUCGGGAUCUGGGAGACUCCUCCUGCUGCCGCUGCCACAAGAGAGCGCGCUGCCGUGGCUUGCGCAGCCAUCAAGAAGAUUAUCAAGACGAUGAUCAAGCCCAUGCUUAAGCUCAAGCUCAAGCGAAACCCCAAGGACGUUCAGUCCUCCGAGAAAUCCUGA